AUGGUGACGACCACAGCUGCAGACCGCUUAUGCGUCGCCUGCGAGGCUGUUGAGGGCAAGUACAAGUGCCCGCGCUGUCUGAAAUAUACUUGUUCCCUCGCUUGUAGCAAGAGCCAUCGCGAAGGACACCCUGCCGAGGAAGAAAAGCCCGUUGCGCCAGCUGCCGAGCCACUUCUCGCUGCUGCACCCUCAAGUGGCGCCGCAGAGCAGCAGAGGCCUCAAGAUGGUGCGGAAGAGCCGGACGAAUUCAACAAGCUCUUCCAAAAAUAUCCAAAUCUUUCCUCCCAGCUCCUGGCCAUCGCCGGUGAAACCGAUCCCCCAGCCACUAUGACGCCGGGGUCUGAAAGCGGCGAGAAGUUCGGGUUCAGGCGCAAGAACCCAAAGCCGUGGACGAAGGAGAUUGGCAUCCAGAACGCUCUCAAUGCCCUCCGCAAGGCGCGGGACGAGGACUUCUCUGGCGGGAUCCAAGAGUUUUGUGAGCUGGUGAAGAUCACCAACGCCCGCAAGGAGCAGGAGAAUGCAGACGAUGUUUUCCGUCGCUUGGCCGCUCAGAGGGAUGCCCAGGAGAUUGGCCAACUCAUCCGUACUGAGAAGGAGCGUGACUAG
Neoarthrinium moseri is the source of this 606-nucleotide messenger RNA. RefSeq lists its product as uncharacterized. The coding region runs from base 1 to 606 and encodes 201 amino acids. NCBI's taxonomy places the organism in Eukaryota, Fungi, Ascomycota, Sordariomycetes, Amphisphaeriales, Apiosporaceae. The transcript has 2 exons. The record is from RefSeq and is a predicted model, not a curated record.